AUGCUUUGUAUCUCACAAUGGAAGCCCUCUCUCAUCGUGGCUCCCGGGCCCCCGUUUGGCCCUCCUCGUCCUCCCCCUGAGAUCGGCCCCUUGAGCUGGACCUGCCGAGGUGCCAAGACCCAACAUCUGUGUGACUGGGGCGUGGAGACCUCGCAGAAGUUCUCACACUUUAGAGAGUGGAAUAUUUCUCUGUUUGUAGAUUCCUGGAGCGAGAGUGAGCUGACCGCCCCAAACACCGACCGGAGAAUGGGGUCACUCCAACUCUAUCAAGGAGGCAACCGACAUGGACCAGCAACCAAACGCACAGGACAACAGAUGGACAGAUGGAGGAAGGAAGUGGACGGGAAAAGAUGA
Messenger RNA from Knipowitschia caucasica, 354 nucleotides. The record is from the annotation of a GenBank genome assembly. Lineage: Eukaryota; Metazoa; Chordata; Actinopteri; Gobiiformes; Gobiidae.